Messenger RNA from Sordaria macrospora k-hell, 1632 nucleotides. Lineage: Eukaryota; Fungi; Ascomycota; Sordariomycetes; Sordariales; Sordariaceae. The record is from RefSeq and is a predicted model, not a curated record.
AUGUCCUCCGGGAGCGGGCAUCCCGGUCUGGCUUUUGGCAACCUCAGCGGCCAGCUCCGUCGACAGUUCCAACCGCACAACGUCAGCACGGCAACCUCCAACAAGCCGUCGCCAUCGCUAUCGCAACAGCACGCGUCUCCAUACCAGACCCAGGCCUACGCGUCUCAACACACGCAGCAUGCUCAGCAGCCACCGCAAAGCCAGUAUUCACACCACCUCUACACGACUACAACUCCUCCGAUUCCCAGCGUAUCGACCGUUCAAAAUGCCGCACGACAACCCCCGACACAGAUGCCGCCAGCGAUGCCACGCCAACGAGCCCCCGCUCCUCGACAAAUGCAGCAGCAAGCCAACACAUUGCCGAGCUAUCUUCAACAAUCGUUGAACCAGCAGCCCAUACCUCAGCAGCCCUUGACUGCCCAGCAGUUAAGCCAACAGCCCAUGAGCCAGCCGCCUAUGAGCCAGUCACUUGGUCAGCAAUCUCUGACGCCAUCGCCCAUGAGCCAAGCGCCGCUGAGCCAGGCCCUCACACAACAGUCCCUUGCUCAACAAUCUCUCGCUCAACAGUCGCUCAACCAGCAAUCGCUUAACCAUUCAGCCGCAGAUCCCGCAAGUGCAGCAGGUUCAAAGGUUCAACAAGUGCAGCAUGUACAACAGCAACCAACUCCUCCUCACCCGGAGCCCGCGGAUGCUGCUCAGGACAACAAUCACGAUGACGACAUGGAGAUUAGUGGACACCAGGGCGAGUCUGGAGAUGAUGAUGGGAGCAGCUCGAGGCUGAACGACGGAACGCCGUUUGUUCCACGACAACCACGUGGUUUGAUGAUGUCAGCACCUCCGGAGGGGGGAAGCUUUGCAACACUGGACGCCAUUCAUAAGCAUGUGUUGGAAUACUGCACUUCGGUAGGCUAUGCCGUGGUCAUUGGCCGAUCGAAAAAGACGGUUCCAGGUCUCAAGAAGGUGUUGUUUGUGUGUGACCGUGCCGGGAAGCCGCCGAAGCGGGUGAGUCCCGAGAUGCGGAAGCGCAAGACGACGUCCCGCAAGUGCGACUGCCCAUUCGGCUUCUUCGCCAUUGAGCAACGCACACAGUGGACCAUCAGAUACCGCCCUGACGCCAUCCACCUUCAGCACAACCACGGCCCGAGCGAAAGUCCUCUGUUACACCCCGCUGCGCGGAAACUGGACAGCAAGAUGGUUGCUGCAGUUAAGCAGCUGAAAGAAAGUGGUGUCGGCGUUACAGAGACGCUCGAGAUUCUCCAGCAGGACCACCCUCAUGUCCCCCUUCUCCCGCGCGACAUUUACAACGCUCGUGCGGCCAUCAACCGUAACCCACAGAAGGUGGCAACUGGGUUGGCGGAGAACCGGCCCGCGAUUUAUAGCAAGCCACAACCGUCAGCCGAGGAGCGCAUCCGUGCGGAUCUGCGCCGUGAGAUUGCCAAGGCGAGAGAGGAGCUCGAGAAGGUCAAGGCAGAAAGUAAAAAGGAGAUUGACGAACUGAAGGCAACAAUUGUCGAAAAGAACAAGAUCAUUGAUAAGUUCGAACAGUUCAUUGACAUCUGCAACCAACGGGUUAUUGUCAGACUGAACGAUACCAACUCAUCGAAUGCUGCGGCGGCGAGCGGAAGCUCUUGA